Messenger RNA from Papilio machaon (common yellow swallowtail), 839 nucleotides. RefSeq names its product myotrophin. The coding region runs from base 74 to 424 and encodes 116 amino acids. NCBI's taxonomy places the organism in Eukaryota, Metazoa, Arthropoda, Insecta, Lepidoptera, Papilionidae. The record is from RefSeq and is a predicted model, not a curated record. Gene Ontology annotation, molecular function: protein binding. The transcript has 4 exons. Gene Ontology annotation, cellular component: cytoplasm; nucleus. Gene Ontology annotation, biological process: regulation of barbed-end actin filament capping.
CAAUCUCUGAUUUAUUACUAUUGAUGAAGAUUGCACUUAUUUAUUUAACGCUUAACUUUGAAAGUACAUUAAAAUGAGUGAAUUAGUUUGGGGUAUCAAAAACGGCGAUAUAGAUCAAGUAAAAGACAUCAUUGAAAAAAAUAAAAUUGAUGUCAAUGCACUGAUUGAUGGCCGGGUACCUCUUCACUAUGCUGCUGAUUAUGGUCAAACAGCUGUUUUAAACUAUUUGCUAGACAAAGGAGCUGAUCCUAAUAUGGUCGAUAAACAUGGCAUAUCCGUAAUUUUAGCAGCAAUUUGGGAGGGGCAUACUGACUGUGUGAAAACAUUAUUAAAACAUGGUGCCUCAAAGAAUGGGAAAACACCAGACGGUACACCAUACAUAGAGGCAGCUGAGAAAGAUGAAAUAAAGGAACUCCUAACAUAGGUAGUAGUAAAUUAUUUCGGAAUCAUAUAAGUAUUCUCAUAAAACGCUCACAUUCUUAUUUUCUUUAAGCUAAGAUAAAAUUGUAUAACAGUUGUACAAGAAAUUAACCAUCAUAUUUUUACAUGCAUUUAUUUAUAUUGCAAUUAAUUAUUUUUAUAUGCUAAACAUAUAAAAUUUAAAGACAUAUGUAUUGACUGCGUCCACUUGUAGUUUUAAUUUGUCUUACUAAUGCCUGUGCAGUAGUAGUGGGAGCCUUAUAAUGUACAGAGAUGCACUAAAUAUAUAUUUAAGAUGAACUAAAAUUAUUUAUCAUUUGCGAUGGCACCUAAUUUCCAAGGGCCUAUACGUUUAGCAAAUAAAUUAUUUUAUAAGGUGUGUUAUGCAUGAGGGCAAGAAAUAAGAUGUAAUAUUAUUG